AUGUUAUCGUUAGUCCCCGAACGCCCACAAACCACUGUUUUAGUGGGAGGCUCCAAUGGCACCAAAACCUUGCAAGCAAUACUGUGCGACAGAACCAAUCCACUGAAUGACGGACAUGUGGUACGAGUGGUCACUCGUUCUCCGUCUCAGUUUGCAGACGAACAGGGCAAACCCAAGCAUUGGAAAUGCAACGAACAACACAUUCGAUGCAACGAAGUCCCCCUCACGAUCUUUCCCGAAUCCCUCAUGACGUCCUGGAAGACGCACAUGGGAGCUGCUGACUCUGUGUUGGGGUAUUCGGACGAGGAUGACCCAGAUGAAUUUGGCGAUGCCUUUGACAAGGCUAUUAGUGGUAUUGGUACCAUGGACGAUGGAGGUAUUGCUGACUGCAUCGUCUUGUGUUGUCCUGUCUUUGCCCAUUUGCCAAUCUUGAGGCGGAUUGCCCGAAGUCUUUACCGACUAGAUCGCAAAGGAUUGCUUCUCAAAUCUGCCAAAUUUGGAGGCAAUGCGCCGCCACUGCUUGUGGGCAGUUUGUAUGCCGCUGGAGGUCUGGAUUGGCAAUCUCGAGUGGCCUUUGCGCAAGAGAGGCCUUCUGAUUUCUGUGGUACUUGGAAACGAGACCUGUGCUUGUUUGGUUUCAAGGCCUUUCCGUUUUUGGCCAAAUCAACCGAACCUGGCGUCGUGACACUCUUUGGGCGCUUUCCCGAAUUGCUAGUGGCACUAUCCCCGCCCUCUCCAAGGGCCCGAGCCAGGGCUCGUAUCUUGUUGGAUCGACUCUUGCAGGCCCAGACGACUGGUCGAUAUUGCGAAUUCCUAGGCAUUGGCGCCAAGGAAAAGGUAGGUGGUGAUGGAACGGCCCCUGUCGUCGAUGCAGCGGCCGCUGUCGCUGUGGCUCAAAUGAUGCAAGGCACCCACAAGGUUGGUUCCAGCAAUGUCAUGCUGGGCAAGACUUCUGCCAAGGCCAUUUCGGAUACCUUGCCAUCGGACAUUAUGGCCAAGCCCAUGGCCGAUUAUGCGGAUCCCACUGGCAGUAUUGCAUUCUUGACGUGUACCAUGAAUGCCACCAAUCAAUGGUUGCACCCAUGCAUCAUGGCGGCCAUGUUCAAGGAUCCCAACAAUCCCGAAGCUUCCGAUAAGGACGGUCGUAUUCCAUGGCCGCUCAAGGAAAAAAAGACACCACUGCCUCGAUUUUAUUCCGAUGGUGCGGCUCAUCCGGAAGCGGGUCAAUUGAUUACUUCCAUUGCCUGUGCCGAAGUCUAUCCCCUCUUGGAUUCUUUGGAUGCCUUCUUGUCGCCCAGUGGUAUGCGGACCAUUUCCUCCAUGCAUGGGGGAGAACCAGUGGGCCGCAUGGUCGUCAAUACCCUCGGAAAUUCUCCCGCCGAGAUUGGAGAACGAUCCGGUUUGACGGAAUUGGUGCUCAAGAGAGCGCAAGGUAUUCCCAACAGCGAAGACGAAUUGCCCCAGAUGCCUUCGAAAGAUCGGUUGCGAUUUUACAACUUCUUUGCCUUUUCGAUGGGAUUUGGGUUGAGCCACAGUCACCGGAUUGGGCAUGUCCUCAGUCCAGCCGAGCGCAUCAAGGACGAAAAUGGCAACCCCACCGAUUACAUUCGUCCCAUUCCCACCAGUCGGUUCUUUGUGGACGAUUUGAAUCAUGGCCUUUGCGUUCAAUUGGGAUUGGGCGAAAUGUUUGGUUUUGAUUUGGAACGGGACAUGCCUGCUACCCUCUAUGUAGUGAGACGCUUGCAAAAGUGGAUGGGCAAGGAAUUUGUCUUACCGUCCAAGCAACCCGGCAAGAAAUUGGUGGCCGAUGCUCGCGAUUUGGCAGAAACGUCUACUCCACAAGGCUUUGGAGUCAAUAGCAUUCAAGAAUUAAGGUCCUUCUUACAAUUGAGUCCUAUCGGAGAGGAUGGAAGAAUAUUGGCCGAACAACGAGUCCUUCAGAGUCCUUUGGUGGGAAACCAACCGCAAAUUCGAUCCAAGUUGUAA
Molecule: messenger RNA, 1986 nt
Organism: Cylindrotheca closterium
Lineage: Eukaryota; Bacillariophyta; Bacillariophyceae; Bacillariales; Bacillariaceae
Source: the annotation of a GenBank genome assembly